This is a messenger RNA of Sesamum indicum (sesame), 1806 nucleotides long. RefSeq names its product protein SHI RELATED SEQUENCE 5. Gene Ontology annotation, cellular component: nucleus. Lineage: Eukaryota; Viridiplantae; Streptophyta; Magnoliopsida; Lamiales; Pedaliaceae. Gene Ontology annotation, molecular function: DNA-binding transcription factor activity; DNA binding. The record is from RefSeq and is a predicted model, not a curated record. Gene Ontology annotation, biological process: positive regulation of DNA-templated transcription.
UAACACUGACUCCUACAGUCAACUACUAUAGUAAGUGUGUGUUGUGUGUGAGAGAGAAAAAAUUGGUAGCGUGGGGGGUGGAUGUCUUAAAUUGAGGUUGCAGAGGGGUGGUUGCAGUGGCCGAUGGCGGCGUUUGCAGGGCUGUGACUUUAAUGCAUCCACAACACAACAAUUCAACUCAUCACCAUCAAGACUCAGAGAGAAAGAGAUAGAGAGAUAGAGAGAGAGAGAGAGAGAGAAAGGGAAACCCAACGAACUCCUUUCCAUCUCUCCAUUCUGGAACCUGAAUAAUUCCGAAGUUUUGAUAGUGAAAGAAGCUGCGAGCAGAGAACAACACUUCAAGAAUCACAAGCACACACACACACACACAGAGUAGUAAGUACUUCAGCCAGCACAAGGAACUCUCCAGUCUCUUCCCACGUACGAAAUACACAUAUAUGUACAUCUAUUUCAUAUAAGUAUGAUUAAUGUUUACUGUAUAUAGUGGUAAAUUAAAACUAGCUAGCUAGUCCCAUAAAUCGACAUAUUGCAAAUUUACAAAAUAACCCACACACACACACUAACACACACAGUGGCUCGGAUCUUCCUAGGAAACGCUACUACAUGAUAAUUACCCUUCCUCUACCCGGACCCCUCUUGCCCGAAUAAGUCCUUUUUUUGUGUUUGCUAUGGAUUUGCUCUCAAAAUUGAGGUUGAACUUAGCUUGUAGUAGGGUUGGAAAAUGUCCGAGUUUUUCUCACUAGGUGGUGGUAAAGAACAAGACCAAGAUCAGCAAACAGACAACAAUAAUAGCUUGUUCCUGUUCAAGAACGAGGAGAUCUAUAACAAGGGUUUUGAACUAUGGCAGCAGUACAAUCAAUUGCACCAACAAAGGCUUGUCUCUCAGCAGCAGCAGCAGCAUCACAGUAUCCAAGAUGUUCACUUUUCCAUCGGCCCGAGUAAUAUUGGUGAUGAGCCUUCCGAUUAUAGCUACGGAUCAGCAGCAGGUUUUAGGGUGAUGAAUCAAGGUAGGGGUAAGAACGACGCCGGGGUGAACUGUCAAGAUUGUGGCAACCAAGCUAAGAAAGAUUGCGUGCACAUGAGAUGCAGGACUUGCUGUAAGAGCCGAGGGUUUCCGUGCCAAACCCACGUGAAGAGCACCUGGGUUCCGGCGGCUAAACGCCGCGAGAAGCAGCAGCAGCAGCCGGGUUCUAAUUUGCAGCAAGAUCAACAGCAGUUGACCGUCGGAGGGGAAAACCCUAAACGGCUGAGAGAAAAUUAUCCAGGUGGAGGGUUUCGUGAGUUGGGACGACAUCUCCCACCAGAAGUGAAUUCUCCAGCCUUAUUCCGCUGCGUGAAGGUCAGUGCAACAGACGACGCCGAGGAGCAUUUUGCUUAUCAGACGGCUGUCAACAUUGGUGGGCAUGUUUUCAAGGGAAUUCUCUACGAUCAAGGCCCUGAAAGCCAGUACAGUGGUGGUGGGGGAGAGAGCUCCUCCGCCUGCGCAGGAUCAUCACAACAGUCGCAUGAUCUCAUCACCGCCACUACCAACCAGAACGUCACGAUGCUUGACCCUUCAAUUUAUCCCCCUCAUCUCAGCGGUUUCAUGGCGGGUACGCAAUUCUUCCCACCACCAAGGCCUUAAGAAGUAGAAAUUUGGUAGCUACUGAUCUUUUGAAAAGGGUCGUCUACGUUAAUAGAUUUCUUUCCUUCUAUUCUAGCUAACUUGAGAUUGACAUAAUUUGUUAUUAUUGGUGAUAUCUAAGCCUAUUCUAAGCAACCAAUGAAGAAAAAAGGUGGACCAAUUCAAGAAGGGUGCAUGUAAGA